AUGGCUCCUAAAGUAUCUAUGACUGUUCAGAUGAACACGGACAGACCAAUUCCUACCAUCGGUCUCGGAGUGUAUCUGUUGCCUUUGGACAAGACAGCUGAAAUUGUCGAAACUGCUCUUAACAUUGGCUAUCGUCAUUUUGAUUCAGCCCGGCUAUAUGGAAAUGAAGAAGAAACUGCUGAGGGGAUUGCGAACUUUUUAGAGAAAAAUCCCAAUGUUUUUAGAUCUGACAUCUUUUACACGACUAAAAUCUGGCCCAGCGAUUUUGGCUACGACAAAACGAUGGCGGCUGUGAAAGACUCAUAUGACCUUGUCAAGAAAUCAAUUGGAUAUAUUGAUCUUAUUCUUUUACACACACCAGAAUCUACCACUCAGAAAAGAUUGGAGAGCUAUAGGGCCCUGCAAGAUGCGGUUGAGCAAGGAAUUGUGAAGAAUAUCGGGGUAUCCAACUAUGGCGUAGCUCACUUGAAAGAACUGCUUGCAUAUCCGGAGCUGAAAUAUAAACCAGUUGUGAACCAAAUUGAAAUCAAUCCAUGGCUCCAACAUGUAGAUAUUACUCAAUUUUGCAAAAACAAUGAUAUCUUGAUACAGGCGUACUCCCCUUUGAUGUUUGGGGGCAGAUUGAGGGAUCCUCAGAUUGUAAAGCUAGCUGACAAGUAUAAGAAAACUCCGGCUCAGAUCUUGAUAAGAUGGAAUCUUCAGAAGGGAUUUAUUCCUUUGCCUAAGUCUGUUCAUGCGCAUAGAAUCCUUGAAAAUUUCACUGUGUUUGAUUUCGAAAUUUCUGAUCAAGACGUUGAAGAUCUUGGCGAUAAAACUUCACAUUACUACGGUAGUCCGGGUUCAGAUCCUACAAAAGCACCAUAG
Sugiyamaella lignohabitans is the source of this 864-nucleotide messenger RNA. Its product is annotated as aldo-keto reductase superfamily protein. The record is from RefSeq and is a predicted model, not a curated record. The transcript has a single exon. NCBI's taxonomy places the organism in Eukaryota, Fungi, Ascomycota, Dipodascomycetes, Dipodascales, Trichomonascaceae. The coding region runs from base 1 to 864 and encodes 287 amino acids. Gene Ontology annotation, molecular function: oxidoreductase activity.